UUUGUUACUUUAUGUGAUCUAGAUCCUUACUCAGCCUCAAACAUUAUGGAUUUUGAACGCAACUUUCAAGAAUUCGAAUUCGACAGAGAUAUUCUCUCUAAACAAAAGUGGAAAUCAAUUUCCUCGCAAGCAACACCACAAUCAUCGUCCGAUGACAACACAAAUGGAUUCGACUGCAACAUUUGCCUCGACGCAGCAUCCGAACCAGUUGUCACCCUUUGCGGCCACCUCUAUUGUUGGCCAUGCAUUUACAAAUGGCUCCACGUCCAAACCACAUCAAACGAGCCACCGAAAUGCCCCAUUUGUAAAACCAACAUAUCGGUCUCUUCCUUAGUACCCUUAUACGGACGUGGAACAACAACACCAACCCCACCCGAUUCAUUCCCAAUGACAGGUCCCACCAUUCCACGUAGACCUCCAGCUCAUCAUGCCAUUGAACAAACCCAUAAUCAUCAACAUUUUCGCUACCGUGAGGAAGAUUACCAAAACUCCCACACGACGAGUUUGUUUAGUCCUACGGCGAUGUUGUUUGGGGAAAUGGUACUUGAGAGAAUGUUUGGCGGGUCACCUCAACCAGGUUUAUUGGAUUAUAAUCAUCCCGAUUAUGUUUUGGUGGGAACUAAUCCGAGGAUGAGAAGGUACGAAAUGGAGAUUUAUAAGUCUUUGAAUCGAGUUUUCAUCUUUUUCUUUUGUUGUUUAGUUUCGUGUCUUCUUCUGUUCUGAGCUAACCGGGGAUGGAGAUCGAGAAGCUUAGCUGUACAGAUUGUGGAAAUUGAACUGGUUUGAGGUUUUAGUUUGCAUGCGAUGUUUUCGUGUUUGUGAGUUGUCGCUAAUGGCCUCGGUUUGAACAAAUUGAACUGUUGUUUAUAGUUUAGAGUUAGACUGUGCUAUUGAAUUUUCU
Impatiens glandulifera is the source of this 901-nucleotide messenger RNA. RefSeq names its product E3 ubiquitin-protein ligase RMA1H1-like. The coding region runs from base 46 to 723 and encodes 225 amino acids. The transcript has a single exon. Gene Ontology annotation, cellular component: endoplasmic reticulum. Gene Ontology annotation, biological process: ubiquitin-dependent protein catabolic process. The record is from RefSeq and is a predicted model, not a curated record. Lineage: Eukaryota; Viridiplantae; Streptophyta; Magnoliopsida; Ericales; Balsaminaceae. Gene Ontology annotation, molecular function: ubiquitin protein ligase activity; metal ion binding; ubiquitin-like protein conjugating enzyme binding.